AGGAGCCCCACACUCCAGAGAUAGAUGGGUUCCCACGCAGCUAGAGGUCAAGAGCCCAAGUUUCCCAUUUCUGCACGGUAGCUGUGGGUUCUGAGGAGGAAGCAGCUGUGCCAGAGUCUGACCUGGGAUUUCACCUGCUUAAACCAGGCUUGUGUGGGCAAUAUAAACCCCUCAGAGCUGCUGCAGGACUGCUCUCCUGCCGCCUGCCACGGCAGCCUGUCCCUGAUGGCUCCCCGCAGGCUGCCCCUGCUCGCCGUGCCGCUGGUGUGGGGCUGGCUGCUGGCCUCCUCCUCCUCCUCCCCCAGCUCAGUUGCUCCCCCACGGGACCUUCGGAUCACUGACCCCGGGCUCCUGGGCUCUCUGGAUGUGGAGUGGAAGCCUCCGCCCCACGGCCAGGCCUUGGAGGAGUGCACAGUAAAAUACAAGUUUGAAUAUCGCAGCACUGGGGAUAGAGACUGGAAGGUUAUUUUUACUAGGAAGCUAAAACUCAGAGUUGGAUUUGACCUGAGCAGGACUGCUGAAGUGAGGCUGCAGACACUGCUCAGAGGACAGUGUACAGGUGAUGUGGAGGUGCAGAGUGACUGGAUUUAUGCAACCUUUCAGAUCCCACCACAAGGAAAACUUGAAUCAGAGAUCCAGAAUUUCAACUGCAUCUAUCAUGACUGGGAAUACCUGAAGUGCACCUGGCAGCCAGGUCUCCUCACACCUCGUGGUGUACAUUAUGGGCUAUAUUAUUGGUACGAGGGGCUGGAGCAGGCGCUGCAGUGUGAUCACUACAUCCAGGAGCACGGCGUGAACCUCGGCUGCGUGCUGCACAACCUCAGCCAGGCAGAGUACAGGGAUCUCAACAUUUGUGUCAAUGGCUCAGCAGCAGCCACCCUGCUGCAGCCGCUGUACACCACCCUGCGCCUCCACAACCUCGCACAGCCCUCGGCCCCGGAGCAGCUGGUGCUUUCCGUGUCUGCAGCGCAGGAGCUGCUGGCCGCCUGGAGCCCCCCGGGCGGGCGGGUGCCGCCGCACUGCCUGGAGUACGAGGUGCAGGUGGCAGAAGAUGCGGGGCAAGCCGCGGCUGCCUGGGCGUCUGUUUCGACCCAAAUGGAAACUGCUGUAACAAUUUCCAGAGCAAAUCAAAGCCACGUUUCAUGUGUUCGUGUCAGGGGGAGAACAAACAUUUUUUGUGCUGACCAGGGCUUUUGGAGUGAAUGGACGCAGGAUUGUUUCUCUGUGCCCAGAAAAGAGGACAAGCAGCUAUUUGUUCUCAUUCCAGUCAUCCUGAGUUUGUCAAUUAGCCUCAUAAUAUUUAUGUUGAUUGGCCAGUGCAAGAAGAGAUCCUCAGCAGGAAAGCCAUCGCACACACCUGUGGGAUUUUAACUGCCUGUGC
Messenger RNA from Onychostruthus taczanowskii (white-rumped snowfinch), 1381 nucleotides. RefSeq names its product interleukin 13 receptor subunit alpha 2 (gene IL13RA2). The coding region runs from base 226 to 1371 and encodes 381 amino acids. Gene Ontology annotation, biological process: cytokine-mediated signaling pathway. Gene Ontology annotation, cellular component: external side of plasma membrane. The transcript is spliced from 11 exons. NCBI's taxonomy places the organism in Eukaryota, Metazoa, Chordata, Aves, Passeriformes, Passeridae. Gene Ontology annotation, molecular function: protein binding; cytokine receptor activity. The record is from RefSeq and is a predicted model, not a curated record.